Molecule: messenger RNA, 1331 nt
Organism: Papaver somniferum (opium poppy)
Lineage: Eukaryota; Viridiplantae; Streptophyta; Magnoliopsida; Ranunculales; Papaveraceae
Product: protein FAR1-RELATED SEQUENCE 12-like
Exons: 4
Coding region: 376-1131 (251 amino acids)
Source: RefSeq, a predicted model, not a curated record
UUAUUUUUUUUCACCCUAAAAGAGAAGAACUCCCCUACUUCAUUUUGUUGCACUCGAGGAAGAGUCUUCUAACUUUCUGCGUCCAAAAUCCCUAGCUCCUCUCAGUCUAUCGCUAAAUUUUAGAAGGUGAUCGAGCUGACAAUCUAAAGGUGCGAUGAACUCUGAGAUCAACCUCUUCCCUUUUUCCAGUUUUGGUCGAUGACAUGAACUUCUAUCGAGCUUGAACAUCAGCGGUGGCUUUUCUAGGAACUUGGGCAUUUAGCAUCAUGAAUAUCCAAAUAACACCAGAGUUGCCUGUACUUGCAAAGUUAAAAUUUGGGGUGAACUGUGUUAGAUCGUUUUCCCAACGGUUAGCGAUGCCCUAUUGAUUUACGGAUGAAUCUCAACAUGAGUAUGACUGAAAGCACAUCUCAUCUUGGAGAUCUAAUUGGCAGCAAUAUGGUGUUGGAUAGUGAAAUUUUUGAUGAGUUUGAGAUAGAAGAUUGUGAUAAUACCAGCAGACAAGACAAUCAACUUGUAGAAUUGACUGUAGACGUGGGACCUUCAGAACCAUGUAUAGGCAUGGAGUUCAAUUCAGCAGAUGAUGGUAAAGAUUAUUAUGGUGCGUAUGCCAGACGUAAUGGUUUCACUAUUCGUGUUAACCGUAAGCGAAGAUCUCGUAUAGACGAAGCUGUUAUCGGGUUUGAUUAUGUAUGUUCUAAAGAAGGUUUUCGUCCAAAGAGAUGCCUAGGAGAAGACAGAACUAUUCUAUUGUCGAAGCAAUCAAGAGUAGGGUGCAAGGCAAUUUUAGUUAUUGCUUACAGGAGGGAAGUUGAAAAAUGGGUUGUCACAAACUUCGUUAGAGAGCAUAAUCAUGACCUAAUGGGUCCUGCAGAGGUUCUAGUGAGACGGUCAUCGGUGAAGGCGUCAACUGAGGAUGCGAAGGAUAAAAGAAUUCGGGAACUAACCUCAGAACUCUACAAUGAGAGACAAAGAUUCCAAAGACGGUGCUCAGCAUAUGAAGAACGUUGUGCAGCUUAUAAAGUAAAUCUAGGUAAGAUUUUAAAGGAUAUUGAGCUACACUCAGAACACCUUUCUGUUAGUGUUUCAAACAUCCUUCAGACCAUAAAAGAGGUUGACGAUGAACAUUGAAAGACCCACACAAACCCCGGCUAGUCUUUUUGUGCUAGUUGUCUGUUGUAAUAUAUUUUCAUUUUUAGUUUCUAGUUCUCUUCUCUUGCUGUAUAUCGUCACUAUUGUAUUUGCUUUAUAUUUUCAAAAGUAUUUAGCUUGAUCAAUUGUUGAGCUCAGUUACAGUGAUCUCCAGUUAUGAGAACGAGAUUUGAUUCGGU